CUCGUUGGUCGAGAGGUGCCACGCGCGCACGAGUCCACCCCCCACCCCGGCGGCUGAAAUCCCUCCGCGCCGGUGACGCGGUCUCCGCCCGAGUGGUGAAGCGGCCUCCGACCGACGGGACGGCGUUGCCGCACUUGUUUCGCCUACGUGGGCAGACAAACCAGCCACACUGAAGCCCAUAAGGUAGCUGAAACCGGACGGACUCUCUGGCAACAGUAACCAUUUUUGGUGUACUGUACGACUUUGCAACCGGAUAUCGACUAUGAGUUCGGACGCAGUGUUAGCACCUGAAGGCUUCACCGAACAGAAUGGCAACAUUAGCAGCCCGGAGUUGGGAGUCACUAAAGGAGGGCUUGAUGACGAAGCUUACAUCCCGACCUACUUUGAGGCCUUCCCCCCUCUGCCGGAGAAGAACCAAGCUGAUGUGCCUACAGCCCCACUCGGGGCUUGGAAUAAGAUCCGCCCACUGCGCUCGUCUGUCAUUACUCAGGUGUUCCAUGUACCGCUUGAGGAACGUAAGUUCAAGGAAAUGAAUCAGACCCAGUUCGGAGAGGGGGGAGAGCAGGGCAAGAUCUGCCUGGACAUCAUGCAGAAGACCGGCGCGCAUAUUGAGCUCUCUCUCGCCAAAGACCAAGGCCUCUCCAUCAUGGUGACCGGGAAGCAUGAGUUUGUCAUGAAGGCUCGCAAGGAGAUUGUCGCCAAACUGCAGACCCAGGCAACUGCAAUGGUGGCCAUCCCCAAGGAGCAUCAUCGCUACAUCAUCGGACGCAACGGAGAGAAGCUGCAGGAUCUGGAGCUUCGAACGGCAACCAAGAUUCAGAUCCCCCGACCUGACGAUACCAGCAACCAGAUUAAGAUCACCGGCACCAAGGAAGGCAUCGAGAAAGCCCGGCAUGAGAUUCAGCUAACUUCGGCGGAGCAGGACAAACGCGCUGUGGAGCGCAUCAGCAUCGACAAGGUGUUCCAUCCGUUCAUCUCGGGGCCGCACAGCCGGAUAGUAACCGAGAUGAUGCAGGAGACGGGAGCCCGGGUCAACAUCCCCCCUCCCAGCGUCAACAAGGACGAGAUCGUCAUAACUGGCGAGAAGGAGGCCGUGGCUCAAGCCGCCGCGAGGAUCCGUGACAUUUACGAGGAGAAGAAGCGCAAGACUACGACCAUUUCCGUGGAGGUGAAGAAGUCCCAGCACAAGUACAUCAUCGGGCCACGUGGCAACACGCUGCAGGAGAUCCUGGACCUGACGGGCGUGUCCGUGGAGAUGCCCUCAGUGGAAAGCAACUCCGAGACCAUCAUCCUGCGCGGCGAGCAGGAGAAGCUCGGCCCGGCGCUCACCCAGGUCUACGCCAAGGCGAGCAGCGUGGCCUGCAUGGAUGUGUAUGCCCCAGCCUGGCUCCAUCGCUUCAUCAUUGGCAAGAAGGGGCAGAACAUCAGCCGCAUCAGCCAGAACCUACCCAAGGUGCACAUUGAGUUCACGGAUGGCGAAGAUAAGAUCACCAUCGAGGGUCCAACAGAGGAGGUGCAUCAGGCUCAGGCUCAGAUGGAGGAGAUCAUAAAAGACCUGUGUGGUCGUAUGGAUUUCACGGAGAUUACAGUCGAUCAGAAGUUUCAUCGCCAUCUCAUAGGAAAGAGUGGUUCAAACAUUAACCGCAUAAAGGACCUGUACAAGGUGCUGGUGCGAAUCCCUCCGGAUCAUGAUAAGAACAACUUGAUUCGUAUCGAGGGAGACCCGCAGGGGGUGCAUCUGGCUGCCAAGGAGCUGCUGGAGAUGGCCACUCGUAUGGAAAAUGAACGCACCAAGGACCUAAUUAUUGAGCACAAAUUGCACCGUGCCAUCAUUGGCCAAAAGGGAGAGAGAAUCAAGGAAGUCCGUGAGAAAUUCCUUGAGGUCAUCAUAAACUUCCCCGAUCCAGCGCAAAAGAGUGACAUUGUGCAACUGCGGGGCCCCAAGAACGAAGUGGAGAAGUGUGCCAAGUUCAUGGCAAAACUGGUUGCCGAGUUGAUUGAGAACAACUACUCCAUCAGCGUGCCCAUAUUCAAACAAUUUCACAAAAAUAUUAUUGGGAAAGGUGGUGCCAACAUUAAGAAGAUUCGCGAGGAAACCAACACCAAGAUUGACCUGCCGACCGAAAACAGCAACUCUGAGAUGAUCGUCAUCACUGGGAAGAAGGCUCACUGUGAGGCGGCUCGUGAAAAAGUCCUGGCCAUUCAGAAGGAACUGGCCAACAUCAAGGAGGCUGACGUGACCAUCCCGGCCAAGCUGCACAACUCUCUGAUUGGAGCCAAGGGCCGCCUGGUUCGCGCCAUCAUGGAGGAGUGCGGCGGCGUGCACAUCCACUUCCCGUCCGAGGGGUCCGGCAGCGACAAGGUCACGAUCCGCGGGCCGCAGCCGGAGGUGGACCGCGCGUGCAAGCAGCUGAUGCAGCUUGCUGAGGAGAAGCAAGUGAACAGCUUUACGAUUGAGGUGCGUGCCAAGCCCGAGUACCACCGCUUCCUGAUCGGACGUGGCGGCGCCAACAUCCGUAAGGUCCGAGACAAGACCGGCGCUCGCAUCGUGUUCCCGGCUUCCGACGACAAGGAUCAGGAGCUCAUCACCAUCAUCGGCAAGGAGGACGCGGUGAAGGAUGCGGAGAAGGAGCUCACGGCUCUCAUCAAAAAUCUGGAUGACGUGGUGGAGGACUCGAUGACCGUGGACGUGAAGCACCACCGCCACUUUGUGGCCCGCCGCUGCCAAGUUCUGCGCGACCUUGCCGACGAGUACGGCGGUGUCACCGUGAGCCUGCCGCGUACCGGCGUCAAGAGCGACAAGGUGGUGCUCAAGGGAGCCAAGGAGUGCGUGGAGGGGGCCAAGAAACGUAUCCUGGAAAUCGUGGAUGAUCUGGAGUCUCAGGUGACCAUCGAGUGUGUGAUCGCUCAGAAAUAUCACCGCACGGUCAUGGGAGCCAAGGGCUCCAAAGUGCAGCAGGUAACCAAGGACUACGACGUGCAGAUCAAGUUCCCAGAGCGGGAGGACCUGCAGCAGCAACAGCAGCAACAACAGCAGCAACAACAGCAGCAGCAGCAGGAAGUCGCAGAACAGCAGCCGCAGCCGCCGCAUUCGGAGCAAGAAAACGGCGACGUUAACGGAGAAGCGGCCAACACCACCGACCCGGCGACUCUGAGACGCAGGGACGUGAUCCUCAUCACUGGCCGCCAAGAGAAGUGCGAUGGCGCGCGUGAUGCCCUGCUGGCUCUGGUACCCAUUGUUGUGGAGGUGGAGGUUCCCUAUGACUUCCAUCGUUACAUCAUUGGGCAGAAGGGUACUGGAAUUCGCAAAAUGAUGGAAGAGUACGAGGUUAACAUUGCUAUUCCACCAUCGGAUAUGCAAUCGGAUGUGAUCAAGGUGACUGGGCUGUUGCCCAAUGCUGAGCGUGCAAAAGCCGGGCUUCUGAGUCGGGCUAAGGAGCUUCUGGCAGAGCAGGAAGAUCGGGCUCUGCGUGGUUUCAAGCUGACGGUGUCCGUGGACUCAAAGUACCACCCCAAGAUCAUUGGAAGAAAGGGGGCUGUCAUCUCCCAGAUCCGCAAAGACUACGAUGUCAACAUCCAGUUCCCGGAGAAAGACGGCGAAAACCAGGAUGCCAUCACCAUCACUGGCUAUGAGCGCAAUGCGGAGUCUGCGCGUGAAGCCAUCCUGAAGAUUGUGGGCGAGUUUGAGGAGAUGGUCAACAGGGACGUUACGCUGGACCGCCGCGUACACUCGCGCCUCAUCGGAGCACGCGGCAAGGCGAUCCGCAAGAUCAUGGACGAGUACAAGGUGGAGAUUCACUUCCCGCAACCAACUUCCGAUGACCCAGACCUCGUGACUGUGACCGGUCUGCCUGAGAACGUCGACAACGCCGUGGACUACCUACUCAACCUCGAGGAGGAGUAUCUGAUGGAUGUCGUGGAGAGUGAAGAGGCGCAGUCUUACGUGAAGCCGUCUCGCCACGUCGAGGCUCCCAAGGCUCCUGCCAAGGGCUUCGUGGUGCGAGAUGCCCCAUGGGACCAGUCGGCUUCCCAGGCUCCUGACAUGACCAGUUCCGAAGAGUUCCCAAGCUUUGGUGCCGCCAUCGCUCCCAAGUCUACUGUGUGGGGACCAAAAAAAUUCUAAACAUUGAGAUUGCUUGUGGCAACCCUCCGAGUCAGCCAUUGUAGUGUUUCCCUGCCCCCCCCACCCCCAUCCUCUACCAUUUGCUUGGGGACUAGCUUUUUCCUUUCAAGACCCCUCUUACGAUUGCUUAUAUCUUGAACAAUUGAUUGGUUGGCAGACACACGAAAAAUCUCUCUUUACCCCCGUUUGACCAGUUUCUUGAUCGCCUUGCCCCAGUUGGCAUAUCUAUUCAAUUGGCCGAAAGUUGGUUCUGUUUUAUUUUCAAGAACGAGAGCAAGGCCAUUCACUGCCACAGUGUGUGGUGUACCUUGUGAGCGUAGCAUGUUUUGAGCCUAUGAUCUUCCAUCUUCCCACUGCCCCCAUUGCCCCCCCCGAGUGUUUACUCCCAGUGCGUAAUUUUACCCUCACUACUGCGAUUAAAACAGAACGGCUACAGCAGACGCGUCUUAUGACGGAAAACGAAGUGAAAUAGGAUAAAUCAUGCGGAGUGAGUGGGCACAACACUAAAGUUAAAGUUGCAAUCAUGUCAAUGUCCUUUCAUUGAAAUGUAUUUUGGGAUUAUGUGAAUGUUUUGUCCUUUUACUUAUAAAAAAAAACAUGUAAUGUAAGGAAAGGAACAUCAAUUCCAGUAGCCUUAAACCUGAAGUGAGACGUUGUUGGAAAUAUGCACAAUAAUAAAAAAAGCUAAAAAAUUUAAAAAGUAUUUCUGUAUGAAAAAAUACUUCAAAAUACUAUUAAAAGUACAAUUAGAGAA
This is a messenger RNA of Petromyzon marinus (sea lamprey), 4877 nucleotides long. RefSeq names its product high density lipoprotein binding protein (gene HDLBP). Gene Ontology annotation, molecular function: mRNA binding. The record is from RefSeq and is a predicted model, not a curated record. Lineage: Eukaryota; Metazoa; Chordata; Hyperoartia; Petromyzontiformes; Petromyzontidae.